Molecule: messenger RNA, 1754 nt
Organism: Trachymyrmex septentrionalis
Lineage: Eukaryota; Metazoa; Arthropoda; Insecta; Hymenoptera; Formicidae
Gene: MFS10
Product: sialin
Exons: 7
Coding region: 261-1754 (497 amino acids)
Biological process (GO): transmembrane transport; monoatomic anion transport
Molecular function (GO): transmembrane transporter activity
Source: RefSeq, a predicted model, not a curated record
UUGUCUGUUACUCUCACGCUGCGCAUGUCCAAAAUCCAUCCCACCGUCCCACUCUCUCGCAUGUAUACCGUACUCCGCUUCGCGCGAUGAUGACAGGCUGAUCAAAGCUGACAGCGGACUCGAAUUGCAGCCGUGACGACCUGUUACCGUGCGGACACGCUGGAGCGAGCGGAAAAGCGUUAUUUCUUAUGCCUGGCGCGAGAGUGAGUCAUCGUAAAAGUACGGGAUCGCUGUAGAACAAAACGAUCCAGGACUGCAUCAUGGAAGUCCUGGACCCAAGCGUCUCCAGGGACGAUCAGCCGUUAUGUAUCAACGAUUCUCUGGAGCGAGUUAACACAUCGCAGAUUCCGGCAGACACUAAAUCAUGCAUCAAAGCGCGUCACACUCUCGGUUUUCUGGGCUUUCUUGGCUUUGCCCUUGUAUACGCUAUGAGGGUGAAUUUAUCAGUAGCCAUCGUCUCUAUGGUUAAUCAGACUGCAAUACCGCAUACUGAGGAUAAUGAUACUAGCGACGUUUGUCCUAAAACUAAACCGAUAAACGGGACUUUCAUACCGAGCGCGGGAGAAUUUGCCUGGGAUGAAAAGACUCAAGGUAUCAUAUUAGGUGCAUUCUUUCUUGGCUAUGUAACUACAAAUGUCCCAGGUGGUAGGAUGGCUGAAAAAAUGGGUGGCAAAUUAAUUUAUGGUCUGGGAGUGUUUCUGACUGCUGUUCUAACCGUGAUAAGUCCCUUCGCUGCGUAUUGGGGUUUGGUUCCAUUUUUAGUUGUACGAGUCGCAGAAGGAUUUACCGAGGGGGUAACGUUCCCUGCGAUGCACAGUAUGCUGGCACAUUGGGUACCUCCAUUAGAAAGAAGUAAAUUUGCUGCUCUAGUAUAUGCAGGUGCGAAUUUCGGAACUGUCAUCUCAUUACCAGUGAGUGGUUGGCUAUGUUCUUUAGAAUUAUGGGGCGGUUGGCCCCUUGCAUUUUAUCUGUUCGGUGGUCUUGGUCUCGUGUGGUAUGUGUUCUGGUUGAUAUUCAUAUACGACACUCCUUCACAACAUUCGAACAUUGAUCCUUCCGAAAAAGCGUAUAUUGAAGCUAGCGUCGAGAAAAAAGACGAGAACGAUGAUGCGGGAGUACCUUGGUUGUCCGUCUUCACCUCUCUACCUAUAUGGGCCAUUGCUAUUACGCAGUGCGGCCAGUCCUGGGCCUUCUACACUCUUCUGACCGAACUGCCAACGUAUAUGGAUAAAAUUUUGCAUCUGAACGUACAACAGAACGCAUUUCUCUCGGCGUUACCUUAUUUGAGCGCUUGGCUAGUGGGUCUUUGUAUCUCGAGUUUCGCGGAUGCACUCCUAGCUCGUCGUUUGAUUUCACCUCUGGCCUCGUUCAAACUGUGGAACACGGUGGCUUCGUUGGGACCCAGUCUCAGUUUCGUCGGUGCUAUCUGGGCUGGAUGCGAUCGUAUGACGGUGAUGUUGAUGCUUGCCGGAUUGGGCUCUCUUCAGGGUGCAGUGUAUGCCGGAAAUCAGAUGAAUCACAUCGCAUUAGCACCACGUUAUGCGGGUACCUUGUACGGAUUAACAAAUGCCGCGGCAAACGCGUGUGGUUUCUUGGCACCAUAUGUUAUCGGCAGUAUAGUAGAGGGACACGAAACCCUCGCACGUUGGCAUACAGUUUUCUGGAUGGCAGCGGGAAUAAAUAUGGCUACGAAUUGCUUCUAUUUGAUGUUUGCAUCCGCCACUGAACAGCCAUGGAGUAAAGGCGGCAGUUGA